Messenger RNA from Magnolia sinica, 1542 nucleotides. Its product is annotated as desmethyl-deoxy-podophyllotoxin synthase-like. The coding region runs from base 1 to 1542 and encodes 513 amino acids. NCBI's taxonomy places the organism in Eukaryota, Viridiplantae, Streptophyta, Magnoliopsida, Magnoliales, Magnoliaceae. The transcript is spliced from 2 exons. The record is from RefSeq and is a predicted model, not a curated record. Gene Ontology annotation, molecular function: iron ion binding; oxidoreductase activity, acting on paired donors, with incorporation or reduction of molecular oxygen; monooxygenase activity.
AUGGAAUUCCAAUCCUUUUCCACUCUCCUCUUCUUCACUUUCCUUCUCUUCUUGUUCAUCAUGAUCAUGAAGAAAGGAAGGUGGCCCACUACCCAAAACCCAAUUCCCAAACUACCCCCUGGCCCACCAAAGCUACCCAUCAUAGGUAACAUACACCAGUUACUUGGACCACUGCCACAUCACAUCCUUACGGACUUAGCCCGAAAAUAUGGGCCUCUCAUGCACCUAAAGCUGGGCCACCUCUCCACAAUUGUAAUCUCUUCCUCAAGAAUGGCCAAAGAGAUCAUGAGGACACAUGAUCUCAACUUCGCCAUGCGACCCAAACUUCUAGCGCUGGAGAUCACAGCCUACGGAAGCACCAAUGUCACCUUCUCACCCUAUGGUGAUUACUGGCGACAGCUAAGGAAGAUUUGUACACUUGAGCUCUUGAGCGCAAGCCGCGUCGAAUCAUUCCGAUCUAUCAGAGAAGAAGAAGUGUCGAAUCUUAUUUGGACGGUCUACAACUCGGCUGGUUCUCCGGUCAAUCUGUCAGAUAUGUUUCUCACAAUCAUUAACAAUAUGAUCUCGAGGGCCACCGUCGGCAAGACGUGCAAGGAAAGAGAAGUUUUCAUUGAUGCGGUGAAGGAAGGUGUGAAAGCGGUUGCGGGGAUGGACAUAUCUGAUUUCUAUCCUUCGUUGGGAUUUCUUUCAUUGAUUACUGGAUUGAGAUUCCGGUUGGAGAGGAUUCACCGAAAGUUUGAUCGAAUCUUAAGUGAUAUCAUCAAAGAACACAAACAAAAACAUGCAACGGUGGGGAUGAAUUGUAACGAAUCUAACGACGAGGAUUUUGUUGAUGUUCUUCUUAGGCUUCAGCUUCAUGGGAACCUUGAAUUUCCACUCACAACCAACAACGUAAAAGCCAUCAUCUUGGACAUGAUGGGUGCAGGGACCGACACCUCCUCAACCUUCCUAGAGUGGGCCAUGGCAGAGAUGGUGAAAAAUCCUAGGGUGAUGGAGAAGGCCCAAGCUGAGGUGAGACAAGUAUUCAAAGGUAAGGGAAAGGUAGAUGAGAGAGACACAAACAAACUCAACUACUUGAAAUUGGUUAUCAAGGAGACUCUAAGAUUGCACCCUCCUGCUCCACUGGUCCCUAGAGAAUGCAGAGAGAAAUGUGAGAUUGACGGCUACGAGAUACCUGUCACGACAAGGGUCAUUCUCAAUAUAUGGGCUAUAGGGAGGGACCCAGAACACUGGGAUGACCCAGAUAGCUUCAAGCCUGAGAGAUUUGAUGGUACUUCCAUUGAUUACAAGGGGACCCACUUUGAGUAUGUCCCAUUUGGGGCUGGUAGGAGGAUAUGCCCUGGCAUGACUAUUGGAAUGGCUAAUGUGGUACUUCCCCUUGCAAACCUCCUCUAUUACUUCGACUGGAAACUCCCCAGUGGAAUGAAAGGUGAGGAUCUGGACAUGACUGAGGCCUUUUCUGCCACAAUUCCCAGAAAAUACAACCUAUGUUUGGUUCCCAUCCCUUGUAUUCCAUUGCCUACUGAGUUAAAGGAAAUAUAA